AUGCAAUCAAAAUUGAAUACCGUGCAAUCCAAGAAAUCUGAACAGUCAAGACGCUCAUCAUCUAAUAACGUUGGUAGAAGACAACUUGCGAUCUCAAGAAGAGUAAACACUUAUCCUUAUCAUAGAAGUAAAAUCAAUAAUGAGAACAAUUGUUACAAAUGUGAUCAAAGUGAUGAUUUUAUUAAUAGCUUAAGCACAAGAAUUGCUAGAAUCGAAAGUUUGGUUGACGAUCUUAGUAAAACUGUUAAAGCUGCAACUCCCACUCAAAAAACUGGCCAUUCUCCUUUGUCCGCUCUCGAUUCUGUUAAUUUAUCUAAAAUGAGUAUCGACGAAUUACUUCGUUACUCUUCUCAAUUGGGAAUUCGCUUAUUUGGUAACCUUGAUAAAGAAAAGAAAUCCUCUAUUAAAAUCGAACAAAAGGAAUCUAAAGAUAAAUUUUGA
This is a messenger RNA of Funneliformis mosseae, 441 nucleotides long. NCBI's taxonomy places the organism in Eukaryota, Fungi, Glomeromycota, Glomeromycetes, Glomerales, Glomeraceae. The record is from the annotation of a GenBank genome assembly.